Cucumis melo (muskmelon) is the source of this 2401-nucleotide messenger RNA. Its product is annotated as phosphatidylinositol 3,4,5-trisphosphate 3-phosphatase and protein-tyrosine-phosphatase PTEN2A. Gene Ontology annotation, cellular component: cytosol. The record is from RefSeq and is a predicted model, not a curated record. Gene Ontology annotation, biological process: dephosphorylation. The transcript is spliced from 13 exons. Lineage: Eukaryota; Viridiplantae; Streptophyta; Magnoliopsida; Cucurbitales; Cucurbitaceae. Gene Ontology annotation, molecular function: phosphatidylinositol-3,4,5-trisphosphate 3-phosphatase activity. The coding region runs from base 220 to 2058 and encodes 612 amino acids.
ACGAAAUGACCCUUUCGCCCAUUCCUUCAAAACCACGGCGAUUUCCAGUUUCACCGCUCUAGCUCCCUCUCUCUGUUCCCUCCUCCCACCUUCCAAACCCUAAAUCCACACCCUUCCUUGAAAAUUUCGCACCCUUUUUCGCCUUGAUUUGUUCAGCUAUCUCUGGAUUCUUCUGAAGGGGUAAUGCGUAUGUGGGGUUCUUGACACUAUUUCUAUAUAAUGGAUCCAAAUUCUACUGAUUCCCCAAUAUCACCUACUGUUAAUUCCUCGGAAACUAAACCACCAGAAGUACACCCUCAGGCUCCUGUUACACCUGGAAUGAAUAAUGUAGCCCGUGAUGCACCAUCUAAGUUAUCUCCUAGUGGCUUAACUUCAUGGGCCAAAAACUUGAAAAUUUCUCAACCACAGUCAUCUUCACAAGAUGGAGCGACUGAAAAUGCUGGGAAGUCAGCUUUUGCACGUUUCACUAGUGGCUUGGGUUUGAACUUAUCUCCAAAAUCUCCUGCACCUAGUGAUUCCCCAGAUGGAAAUUCCAAACCUGCCCAACCCAGUUUUGUGGGAUCAAUUACAAAAGGGUUGGUUGACUCUUCAAAGAGUGCUGUAAAGGCUGUUCAAGUUAAAGCUCGUCAUGUUGUCUCCCAAAAUAAGCGAAGAUACCAGGAAGGUGGAUUUGAUUUGGAUAUGACUUAUAUUACUGAAAAUAUCAUUGCCAUGGGUUUUCCUGCUGGUGACAUGAGCUCAGGGUUUUUUGGAUAUGUUGAGGGUUUCUACAGGAACCAUAUGGAAGAAGUCAUAAAGUUUUUUGAAACGCAUCACAAGGGAAAAUACAAAGUAUAUAAUCUUUGUUCGGAGAGGCUAUAUGAUGCUUCAUUAUUUGAAGGAAAGGUGGCUUGUUUUCCUUUUGAUGACCACAACUGUCCCCCAGUUCAACUCAUAAUAUCAUUUUGCCAAAGUGCCUAUUCAUGGCUGAAGGAUGAUAUUGAAAAUGUAGUGGUUGUUCAUUGCAAGGCAGGAAUGGCCAGGACAGGCUUGAUGAUUUCCAGUCUUCUUCUAUUUUUGAAGUUCUUUCCAACCGCUGAAGAAUCCAUUGAAUACUACAACCAGAGAAGGUGUUUUGAUGGCAAAGGUCUGAUAUUACCAAGUCAGAUUAGGUAUGUCAAAUAUUUUGAGCGUAUUCUAACAUACUUCAAUGGAGAAAAUCCUCCCAGUCGCAGGUGUGUGCUUAGAGGUUUUCGUCUCCACAGAUGCCCAUAUUGGAUCAGGCCUUCCAUUACUGUAUCUGACCAUAAUGGUGUUCUGUUCUCCACUAAAGUGCAUCCAAGAACCAAGAGUCUCUCGCCAGAAGAUUUUUGGUUUACUGCACCAAAGAAGGGGAUAAUGGUCUUCGCCUUGCCUGGGGAGCCUGGUCUAGCUGAGUUGUGUGGGGACUUCAAGGUUCAUUUCCACGACCGCCAGGGAGAUUUCUAUUGUUGGCUAAACACAACCAUGACUGAAAAUCGGAAAAUGCUGUACACAAACGAUCUUGAUGGGUUCGACAAGAGGAAACUACCUUCCCCUGGGUUUCAGGUGGAGGUUGUUCUAGUAGAUACGUCGCCCAACACGGACAACACUACCAAAAAGUCGGAUGAAAGCUCAGGCUCCAAGCCUCCUACAGCUGAUGGGAGUGAAGUUUCUGAAAACCAAAACAGAAAAUCAGGAACUAAUGAUAAAGAUGAUGUAUUUUCUGAUAGUGAAUCAGAAGGUGGUUCUUCUAAGAGCAAGAAGGAGGCAACUUCAGGUACAGGGGUUGAAGGAUCAGCUGUCAAUACAACAACUAAAUCUCAAACGAGUAUGACUUCAUCAGACGAUGUUGCGAGUUUAUCACAUGCAACAAAGCAAGUUUCCCUGGGAGAUGGUGGAGCUAAACAGACUGCUACUGCCAGCGAACGAAAAGGCGACGGAGUUGGAAGAUCUGAUUCUCUUCCAGAAGUUCCAAAUUCAGAAAGUGAAUUCAAGGCAAUGGCUGCUGAUGCUUCUGUUUUCACAUUUGGCGACGACGAAGACUAUGAGAGUGAGUAAAUGAGAAGACACAAUGUUUGUUCGCCCCAAACCACGACCAGCCGUUUGUACAUAAAAACCGUGCUUCAGGUGAACCUUAAGAUUCAUUCAUUUGGAUUGUAAAUUCAAGUCUGUCUCAUUAUCUGGUUUAUUGUUGAAUUGAGAUAGCAUGUCAAAAAAAAGUUAUUUUUAAGUUUCUUUUGAAGACGAUACUGUUUUAUAGAGUUCAAUAAAGUUCAGAAUGAAGACUGUUUUGACAUUGUUUCUUUGUCAUUUAGGCUUGUAAUAUGCUGAAUCAGCUCGUGAAUCUUGUAGAUUGAUUGCCUUUGGCCAUGUGGACAAAUGAAAUGGAUUUAUUGUUUUA